Molecule: messenger RNA, 1452 nt
Organism: Aspergillus oryzae RIB40
Lineage: Eukaryota; Fungi; Ascomycota; Eurotiomycetes; Eurotiales; Aspergillaceae
Product: MFS transporter
Exons: 3
Coding region: 1-1452 (483 amino acids)
Biological process (GO): transmembrane transport
Molecular function (GO): transmembrane transporter activity
Source: RefSeq, a predicted model, not a curated record
AUGGAAACGCCAGCAGGUAAAGCCGAUAGGCCCAGGGACCACGACAGCGAGCAGAGUCAAGACAAUGUCGUCUCCUGGGAAGGAGAGGACGACCCCACGAACCCAUUGAAUUGGUCGCCAUUGGCCAAAUGGGUGCAUGUGGCUAUUAUUUCCAUUGGAACCUUUACAAUAGCGAGAGAGAAAAGCCCGCUGGCCUCAUCCAUCUUUGCUCCCGGUGUGGUCGAGCUGGCUCACGAAUUUCACGAGGAGAAUCAACUGUUGACAACAAUUGUCGUUUCGAUUUUUGUCCUGGGACUCGCCUUUGGGCCUCUGCUGGCCGCCCCCAUAUCCGAGAUGUACGGCCGCUGGAUUUGCUACACUGUGUUUAACAUCCUCUACACUAUUUUCACUGUUGCCUGCGGUGUCUCGACCAACAUUUCCAUGCUGAUUGUCUUCCGUUUCUUCGCUGGCGUCACAGGAUCUGCGCCUCUCACCAUCGGCGGCGGAACAGUUGCGGAUCUAUUUCCCAUGCACCAACGAGGCCUUGCGCUCUCCUUUGUGACGCUGGGCCAGGCUGUGGCCCCAGCCAUCGGGCCUGUCGCAGGCGGGUUCUUGACUCAGAACCUGGGCUGGCGGUGGGUUUUCUGGCUCCUGACGAUUGUGAAUGGUACCAUCACCAUUUGCCAGAUUCUGUUUACCCGUGAGACAUACGCGAUGACCAUUCUAAACCGUAGAGCAAAGAGGCUGCGGAAGACCACCGUACACAGCAGUGUGACGCAUCGCUCGGUUAAUUUUGCAAUUUUCUUCUACAGCCUGGUUCGCCCGUGUAAGUUGCUUCUGCUGUCGCCCAUUUCCCUGAUCGUCGCGUUAUGCUGUGCCGUUAUUUACGGCAUUCUCUACGUGCUGGUGACCACUUUCUCGCCCGUCUUUCAAGAUACAUACCACUUCUCGAUUGGCAUAUCGGGGCUUGGUUAUCUGGGGCUCGGCAUCGGGAACCUCGUCGGCCUCUGGAUCUUUUCAAUGACGAGCGACCGGUAUAUGGUGGCACAGGCAAACCGGUUCGGGUCGGCCAAGCCAGAGCAUCGACUGCCCAUGAUGAUUCUCUCGGGCCCAGUCAUUGCAGCUGGGCUCUUCUGGUAUGGCUGGAGCGUGCAAGCUCGGAUACACUGGAUGAUGCCUAUCGUUGGCUCUGGGAUUGUCGGCCUGGGCAAUAUGUUCUUCUUUAUGCCCAUGGUGAGCUACUUGGUAGAUUCAUUCCCAACUUAUGCCGCGUCUGCUAUCGCCGCGAACGCUGUUCUUCGGUCCAUUGGCGGUGCGGUCUUGCCCCUGGCCGGGCAGCGCAUGUAUGACACGCUGGGGUUCGGAUGGGGAAAUUCUAUUUUGGCGUUCAUGGCUUUGGUAUUUAACCCUUUGCUAAUUGCGAUCUAUCGGUAUGGAGAGUAUAUCCGGACGAGGUGGCAGGUCAAAUUAUAG